AUGGCGGAUCUCGAUACUUACGCCGAUGACCAGGCCGAUCACGACGAACGCGACCGCGAUCGAGACCGCGAUUAUGCCGCUCGUGAUCGCUCGCGAUCUCCCGAGCGCGAACGUGAACGUGAACGUGAUGCUGACUCCAGGAUCCGUGAUGAGCCCAUGAGUGGUCGUGGUGACCGGUAUGCAAACCUUUGCAACGAUGCACCACCACCUAAAGGCGGCGAUGAUGACGAGGAUGCUGCCAAUCCCGGCUCCAACCUUUUCGUGACCGGCAUCCACCCUCGUCUUACCGAAGAUGAAGUCGCGCGUUUGUUUGAGAAAUACGGCGAGGUCGAGAAGUGCAACAUCAUGCGUGACCCUCACACUCGUGAGAGCCGUGGCUUCGGGUUCGUCAAGAUGGUGACUGCCGCUGAGGCCGAUGCGGCAAAGGAAGCCCUGCAAGGUGAAGUAUACGAGGGCCGGACACUGAGCAUCGAGAAGGCUCGCCGCGCUCGUCCUCGCACACCUACUCCUGGCAAAUACUUUGGACCACCGAAACGAGGUACAUCAAACAACCCGUGCAAUUGUCUGCCAGAGGAUCUUGCGAUCGGGCGCAAAGUAUGUCUAUCAAUUCUAAUUUUGAACAGAUGA
Messenger RNA from Dissoconium aciculare CBS 342.82, 627 nucleotides. Its product is annotated as RNA-binding domain-containing protein. Bases 1 to 627 code for a protein of 208 amino acids. The record is from RefSeq and is a predicted model, not a curated record. Gene Ontology annotation, biological process: positive regulation of mRNA splicing, via spliceosome. Gene Ontology annotation, molecular function: RNA binding. The transcript is spliced from 3 exons. NCBI's taxonomy places the organism in Eukaryota, Fungi, Ascomycota, Dothideomycetes, Mycosphaerellales, Dissoconiaceae. Gene Ontology annotation, cellular component: spliceosomal complex.